CAAAAAAUCAAAAUGGACGACUUGUUUGGCGAUCUUCCUCCACCUUGUAAUACAGAAAAUAGAAUCUACUUCUUGCCUUAGCUUUUUAAGAUGCACAAAAUAACACUUUUUUCUUGUAUUUUUCAGUAAGCGGAGGUGAUACUUCGAGCUCGGCGGAAAUUAAUCUAUAUGAUGAUCUUCCGGCCACCGAAAGUAGAAACAACAAAAGGAAACUUGACGAUUGUGAAGACGACGAAGUGCCGGCUAAAACAUCUGCCCUGCGUAAGAUAAUGAACAUUUUUUUCUUAGUUUUAAGAUAUAAUCUAGGUGUUUAGGUUGUAGAUUUAUUAAAGGGUGAGUUGGGGACGUACCAUUUAGUGUCAGCAGCCCAAAUGUACUCCCGGCCCGCUAAGGGACCCUUUGUGUCCAAAUACCAAACCCCACUAUUCGAAAACACGUCAUCCUUUAUUAUAGGGGGGAGGGGGGGGGGGGGGGGGGGGGGGGGGGAAAAGGGGAAAAUCCCUGAGAAACCCUUCUCCCCCAUAUUUUGGGUUUUUUAUUUUUUUUCCGCCCUUACCCCCCUACCGCAGGGCUAUUUGGUCUCUCUCUAAUAUUUGGCUUUGCGGGGUCUCUGUGUAGGGGGUUGGGGGAUUUUUAAGGGGGGGGGGGGGGGGGGGGGGGGAGGUUGCGGAUGAAAAAUGGAACAUUCCUGUGAAACCAUUCUCAUCCAUUGAUUUGCUGUUCUAUAUUUUCUGCUGCCUUACGCCCUUACGCUAGGUGCUUCUUGGACUUCUCGAAUAUUUGGCAUUACGUGGUCCUGGUAUAAGGGGUUAUGGGAAUUUUUAAUGUGAGGCAGACACGAUCAUGGGAAAGCAGUAUUAAAGAAUGCACAAGGCAUGGGAAAGGGUCAAUGUGGAUCAUACUCGGUAAAUCUCAGUUUUACCCUAAAGUAGGCAAAAUGCUUUUUUCUUUCUAUUUCCAAUCACUUGAGAACCAUGCACUUAAAAAAUUAAAGUUAUCAAUCUGUGAGCCAUUUAUAUUGUUAGUUUCUGGAGAGCAUCCAGCACCAACACUACCCAACUUUCUCCCACAGAGUCCAAAUAUAUUCUGAGAGGCUUUGUUGCUGAAAGAAAAGGGGAAAGGUUUGACAUGCAAGAUGCACAUGUCAUCUGUGAUGAUUUCUUAGAAGAAUUUGACACUAAACCCACUGGAAUGUAAGCCACAUUUAUAUUCUUUUAGAAUAUAUUUAAAUAGAGCUGGUAAUAACCAAAGGUUAGGGAGUGCAGGUGACAUCGAUCGGAGCUCCAAAUGCUUUUGCUCCAACGCUGUGCUUUGCAUAAGUUUCACAUGACAGAUGAUCAAAACACGCUUGAUCAGAUUAUGAGGGGUAGAAAGUAGAAAUGAGAGUGAUCAAAUUGAGUUUUGUGAAUUCCAUUCAUUCUUAGUGGAAGUCCAACCGAAUAUUAGCUACAUACGUGUGACGCACGUGUAAUAACAACCUGGAGAUUAGGACUAGUGCGUGCUCCUCUUUUUACCCGCAAUCAAUGGGUUGGGACACGUAAUAUUCCAAAAACAUUUCUAGAGUUCACCAUUUUGAGAGGGUGAGACUCACUGCUGAAACAUCCAUAAUGAGUUACCUGUGGCAUUACUAUCGGUCAAGUCCCAAGGGUCACAGAUAGCCUACACUGCAAUAUCUCACACUGUAACCUGGUUUGUGUAGCUUGAAGAAGUAGUGUUUCCUAGAUAAAAGUAUCAUUCAGCCCAACUAUUGUGAAUUUUCAUGAAGUUAGAAAUAAAGUCAGAAAGUCAGUACCAUCAGAUUAGAUUGUCUCACUGGAAAAAUACACUGUGGACUCCAUUUUAUCCGCUUGUUUAUGUAUGUUGUAAGAAGGCUUUCUGUUUACUGUACCACUUGUUUUGGAUCUUUGACACUUGCUACCUGCCGAUACUGGGGAUCUUCUGGCAAAUCCUUCUUACAAAUGAAUUUUAUGAUUUUUUUGAGAAUGAUCUGUCUGUACUUACAGAUCAAGGAUGUGUUACUAUGGUGUCUUUGAUGGCCAUGCUGGUCCCAGGGCUGCUCAGUUUGCCGCUGAUCAUUUACACAAGAACAUUAUUCUCAAGUUUCCAAAAGGUUGAUGGUAAAUACUAUAGAUAAUGACUGGUCUCUUGAAGAAAUCAUUUAGUAUAAUGAAAGCUACAUUUGUAUUAAUGAAACAGCACUUUUCUAUGGUGCAAUUUAGUAUACUGUGUAAGGGUGUGCAUGGUUAGACUAACUUAAUUCUCAGGGUGUCACAAUAGUGCUAUCUGUCUGAUGGCCUGAGGCUAGUGGAGCUGUUAGAGGUCAAAAUUAAAUUCAGGUUAAAAUUUUUUAAUCUAGGUUGAUUCUCAAUUUCCAUUGUCUCGUAGCCCCAGGUAAUAAUAUUAUUCAUGAAUUUAGGCUAGAAGACAAAGAAAAUUUUGGAGAAUCAACUCAGGUUAAAAAAUCUUGACCUGUUACAGAGCUACCCAUCUUGCAGGCAUGUUUUUAUUGCAGUUCAUGCGAAAGGCAAGCAGCAGUUAUCAAGAUAAAGUAAAUUUUAGUUAAAAGGGGGGCUGAUAGGCUGGGCUAGUAAACUUCAGCAGUAGCUUGCCUCAAGGGCAAGCAAUUUUUUAAUUUUCAUCUCACCCAGUUUCUUUAUUUUCGGUAAAAUUUACAGGUUAAACAGUUAGAAUAAUAAUUGUAUACUGCAUAGUAAACCUUUGUAACUAUUGUCUUAUUUGUGGCUGUAUUGUGAAUUUUUUGUGUACAUUCAAGUUAUUUUCUUAUUCUUCUGUGUAUUCUUCAACAUUUUCAGGAGAAACAACCAACAAAGACAGAGAAAUAAAAAAGUGUAUGACAGAAGCUUAUAAAAAGACUGAUGAUGAGUUCCUACAAGAGGCAUCCAAAGCGUAAGUAUCACAGGCAUCCCAAACUUGCGUUAUGAGGAAAGAGUGUAAAGUAAUUUACUUACUAUAGGUGACGUGUGACCUUUCUGCUGGACGCACCGGUGUCGCUUUGUAGGCGACCGUUGAAAAUAAGAGACUUUGAGUGAGAAAUAAAAUACUGAGAUUAGUUCGAACGCUAAAUAACGUUAAAUCUAAUCUUUCCUUCAAUGAAAUGAAUGAAAAAGACUUACCUGUGAUGUAUUCCACUGUGUUUCGGUAUCUGCUUGUCAUUUUACUGAUUUUUUUUGGGCUUUAUUGCAUAACCACUGUUACUCCCUUUAUAAGACGAAGUCAAGGCUGGUCACUUCAAUCUGGCUGGGUCCUGGACCAGUCACAACAAAAAUGCCGCUUUUUCGCUGAAAUUCAAGUCUGCUGCCAAUUUUUUCAGCACUAACCCAAGAGAGAAACCUCCUUUUCCUCUCUAAGAGAUCGGCUCGAAAAAAGCUUUAUAAUUUCCCCAUCAAAUUGAACCAUUUUGUGCCGGACUUUGAGGCAUGUCUGGAGUUCGUCCAGUGCCUGUGAUUGCUGUUGCGCUUACCUACUAAUUUGCAUAUAUUAUGACAGUUAGCACUUACAUGACGGGUGCAAGGGUGAAAAUGACAUGUUGACCAGGCUCUUUCACUGUAAAGACGUAAGCCCUUGCACCCGUCGUGUAAGUGCUAAUUGUCAUAAUGCAAAUUAGUUGGUAGGCGCAACAGCGGUCACAGGCAGUGGACGAAAGCCAGACAUGCCUCAAAGUCCAUGCAGCACAAAUGGCUCAAGUCGAUGGGGAAAUUAUAAAGCUUUUGUUUUCUCUUAGAGAGGAAAAGGAGGUUUCCCCCUUGGGUUGGAGCUAAAAAAAUUUUUUCGUCACAAAAUUUUUUGAUGCUCACUUAGAUCACCAGUAUGGAAAGAUGGUUCCACUGCUGUCACAGCUUUAGUUAUGGAUGAUGUGUUAUAUGUAGCCAACCUUGGUGAUAGCAAGGUAUCACUACAUCAUUAUUUGUUACUUAAACUAGUAAUAACCAAAGGUUAGGGAUUUCAGGCGUGAUAGCUCAAAAGUCGAAACACCCUAACGGCUUAUACCCUCGGUGCUGUGUUUUGUGUAAGCUUCACAUGUAGAAUAUCAAAAUGCAGGUAAUCAGAUUACAAGUGAUAAAAGACCCAAACGCAUGUGACCAGAUUGUAUUCAAUGCAUUCCUUUCAUUCUUAGUGAAAGUCCAAAAAAAUGCUGGCGAUAUAUGUGCCGCUUAUGUGUAACUGGAGAUCAGGAUUACAGCGUCUUCUGUUCUCUGCAGUAAUAUUAUUAAUAUUUCAUGACACCUUGUAAUUUAUGACAAAGCAGCAUGUUUUGUCCAAAGGGAACUGAGAUUGCUAAUCUGCAAUGAGUUUCCAAGAAAAUCUGUUGGUAAAUUCCUCAAGGAUGUUGUGUUGUACUCAGCCUGUUGUGACCAUUUCAGUAAAGGCAUUUAAAAAAAUAUAUGUUGGUGGUGAUGGAAUUCUGUUAUACUGACGUUUUAGUGGAGAUCAUAGCAGGUGUUUUUUGUUCAUUUAUUUAUUUGUUUAUACCCUCCAGGCACUGCUUUGUCGAUGUAGUGAUGAUGGUAAAAUUUCAGUAGUUUCUCUAUCCAAAGAUCACUCACCUUCUCAGGUAAGAAAAACGAAGAAUUAUACCAUUUCUUUUUGAUAGAGUGGCAAGUUGCUGUUAAAACAUUGAAAAUAAAUACGACGGGAAAAGUUACGACUUUUAAUUAAACCAUGCCAACUCAGGACUAAUUAAGGCUAAUGACAAUUGAGAUAGAUUUUAAUACAGUAAUGGUCUUUUUUUACUCACAUUCACAGUACGAGGAGAGGAUGAGAAUUCAAAAAGCAGGAGGAAAUGUCAGGUUAAUUCCAUUUUUUUUAAAAUUCCUUUUAUUCGUAGUGUCAUAUAAAAAUUACCGUAAAAGUCAGGGAUGCAUUGUUAGGCCCCUUCUUCAGGUACACAGCAGUGAAGAGCAGGUUGUCCUUAAGUCUUUUGGGGAAAUCUUCUUAACAAUAUAUAAUCUUUUGGCAAUGGUAAAUUUGACUUGAAUACUACGCAGCAAGCAGCAGGUUUUUGUUCUGUCGCUGGAUUUACAUACCCCAUAACAGGUGAGGUCCAUUCCUCUUAAACCUCCAAGCCCCAGUGUCCUUAUGCAAUUCUCCAUGGUAAUCUUUAUACAUUCCUUUAAUAAUAAGUUAAGAGAAUUUGAUAAAAGAUCAAAGCAUUUUUCCCAGGUGAUCAUUUUGUUAACUCUCUUAACCUUUUCUUUUGAUUAUUUAUUGUAAGGAGAAAAUUGAUCUUGGUCACCAUUGAUGAUAUUCUAAGCCACUUAAGCUAUUUUAGUUGCGCAGCGUGUACGUUUCGUGGAAGUUUUAGUGACAAGAUAUAUGUGGGGAAGUUGUCGAGACAAUAGGGUUUGAUCACGGAUAUGCACUGCACCAAAAUCCGGUGUAAUACGAUGAUACGAUGUUUUGAGGGUUUAUUGUUGUUCACCGUUAGGGAAGGCCGUGUUCUUGGUGUUUUGGAGGUUUCUAGAUCCAUUGGAGAUGGCAGAUUCAAGAGAUGUGGAGUAAGCUGUGUUCCUGAUGUCAUGAGAUGCACAAUCACAGACAAUGACAGGUAUUAAGUGGCACAACAUAAGAGGGGGACCGGAAUACAAGUAGUUUUUUAUCUUCACUAAGGACAUCAAUGUGAAGAUUUUAAAGGUCGUCGUUCCCUGUGAAAAGUGUAAUUUUCUAACCCUCCCUCCCAAAAAAAUUUGUUCGAGCUGUGAUUCUUUCCUAAUACUGUUUUAGAGUUAUAAUAGAUCACUGUUGUUCUUUAGGUUUCUGCUGUUGGCUUGUGAUGGUCUCUGGAAAGGUUUCUCUGUAGAUUCUGCGUUAAAGUUCAUCAAAAAUAUUUUGGAGGUAACUUGCCAAUCAUUUACUUGUGACUGCUUCAAAACAUUCGUUCUAAUCAAUUUGUCCGGAGAAAGCUAGCGCUUAAAAUGUCAGUUCUUUUCAAUCUUUUUACCUUAGUAUAAAAUUGUCUUCAACUCCGUUGAUAAAAUUGCAUUUUCGUGUUUAUCUCACGCACCAACGCUGCCCAAAUGCUUAGCCUUCUUUUGCGCUUAGCGCUUGUUUGUGUCCCCUUCUCGCUCGGCUCCUGAUACCACACUCGCUGGUAACCAUGGAAACGUCUUUGUAGGAGGAAGCACUUGUAAUUUUACUGUAAGGCUGGAGGGUGGAAGUGUCCUGAUAUCCGGGCCUAGGUCCCCAGGGGGUCCUCUACGGAAUUCUUAGUGAGGGUGUGCCGCCUGGUUCUCCAAAUCCUGACCCUAUUUCAGACCAAAAAAUGUCAUUUUUCACACCUGUUUGCAGACCUGGCCUCUAAAACUUACACCCAUUCUCAGACCUGGCCUUUAAGAAUUAUGCCAUCAUUACUUAUAUUAGAACAGCAACAAAAUUGGAAUUCGCAUAUUUCUCUUUCUUUCUUCUCAUUUGAAAUUGAAACAAAAAAUAUGUUCGUACACUCCCGUAGUUCCUUUGAAACCAUACAUGUACCCGAUUCCAGAUUCCAAAUAGGCAAAUUCUAUACCCGUUUCCAGACCAAAGUGGCACAAAUCCCUACCCUUUAGGGUGGCACAUACCUGUAUGGCUUAUAUAGGAGGGGACCUCCCGCCCCCUGGGGAGGCCUAGGCAUUCUCGUCACAGUGAAUAAUUUAUUUUGUUUCCUUUUUCAUAUUGAUAGAGUGAGGAGACUGAGGAAAGUAUUCAAAAAGCUGAAAAUGGUAUGCUUUUGAUUUCAGUGAAGGUUAAUUUAAGACUUUUUAAUAGCUCGACAUUUAUAGUUUCUAUCUCAUUCUAUAUCUGUGUCACAGCAGUCCAGUUCAUUUUGUUUAAUUUUGCCAAUUACUCGCCCAUAGUCGCUAUGGAACUUAAAGUAAGCAAAGAAAUUACAUGUAAAUGACAGUAUCAGAGAUCCGAGACAAAUAUGUCUCCUGAGCAUUAUUUUUGAAGUUGUAAGCAGCAGGGAUCAACUUUGAAAAACUGUUAGGCUGAACAGUUUUCAAAAACCCUAAUUUCAAUCCGUUUCAGUCUUCUUCAGUUUUGCCCAUCCGUGGCAUUUGUUGUUUCUGUUAUGCUAUUUUAACCUUCCUUUAAAGUUUUAAGCGGUUAUUUUUAUGUUUCUCUUAAUUUAACGGGCAUUUUGUAAUUCCCUAAUUUGGCUGAAUUUCGUGACACAGUUCCUUUAAUUCCUUCAUCCCGACCUAAAUUUUCCCUUAAUCCCUUAAUCCUGAUGGUGGUUUGGCACCCUUAUCCCCCGCAUACUUUCAAUCCCGAAUCUAGCCCCGAUUUUGCGGUAAAAUCCCGAAUCCUUCAAAUUUGGCAAAUCCCGGAUACAAGGUUAGAAGAAGACUCAACUGAAGCACAUUGACCCACGGGUUCCCCAGGCUCUAUAUGGAAGUUCGUUGAAAUUUUUAAGUACAACUUAAAUCUAAAACACGAUAAAACGGCUUCUAAAUGGCUCCAGAAGAGAACAGACCGUAAAGCACACAACACAAACACAAGCUGAGUCAUUUUUAUUGUAAAUUUUUUUUCCAAAAAUAUAAUUUAGAUCGUUUUUUGUUUAUUUUCAUACAUUCUCUUAUAAAAUUCAAAUUCCAACGAACUCUCAUGUAGAGUCUGAGCCACUUGUGAUUGACCAUAAAAACAUUUUUUGGCCCGCUAGUAAAAUGAUACGGGGAUCAUUGAAGGCUUAUAAGUUUACUAAUCUUCAAUAUCAUGAUUUUUUCGUCGUUAGACUUACCUAGUCACCCCUCCCCUCGCUUAUUUUUUCAUCCGCUGCCCAGUAUGAUACGAAGGCUUUGUCUCGCCGUUGGCGCUAAAGUUACAACUGUAUGACAACUGACAGUUAAUUGCGUGUUUUGAAAGCUUAGUCAUCUUUAUGGGGGAAGCUUCCAUUUUUUUUUUAACUUCUGGUUGCAUAAAUAAUUGAACUGAAAAACUUUUGCCCGUAGAAUCAAUGGAUGACAAGUUAAGGAACUGCUUUCUCAUUUGCAGGUUCGGAAGAUGUCGAAACUGACCCAAUGGCUGCGCGGUUUCAGAAAGCAUGUGACAAAGUCGCUAGUGAAGCUGUCAGAAAUGGGAGUUCGGAUAACGUGACAGUAAUGCUAGUGUCAAUCACAAGACAGUGA
This is a messenger RNA of Porites evermanni, 8123 nucleotides long. The record is from the annotation of a GenBank genome assembly. Lineage: Eukaryota; Metazoa; Cnidaria; Anthozoa; Scleractinia; Poritidae.